This is a messenger RNA of Cannabis sativa, 4533 nucleotides long. Its product is annotated as beta-arabinofuranosyltransferase RAY1. Bases 316 to 2370 code for a protein of 684 amino acids. Gene Ontology annotation, molecular function: glycosyltransferase activity. NCBI's taxonomy places the organism in Eukaryota, Viridiplantae, Streptophyta, Magnoliopsida, Rosales, Cannabaceae. The record is from RefSeq and is a predicted model, not a curated record. The transcript is spliced from 6 exons.
AGCAUUUAACAAUGGAGUCGGUUGCUUUGACUUUAGAACCAACCCCCUACAUACUACAAGCUCGUUUUCUCUCUCUAUCUCUCUCUCUACGUUAAUGUCUGUAACAUUUUCAGUGACAAAGCAAAAGGUAGAGUAAACUGUGUGUGAAAACUAAGAUUAGAAAAAAUUAUAUAUUUUUCAGUUCGAUAUUAGUAAAUAUAAUAACAAUAAUUUAAUAAAAAACAAAGCUUGAAAAUGAGGUGAGGUGUGCAUGACGACAGCGGUCUCACAUGGAAGCCUCACGACUCUGCCGCCUUACGCGUCUUGGUGGUGUUGAUGGUACCGCUACUUAGAGCCUCUCGGGUGGGACUAUGGUCGAUUUGGCUAUCUGGGUUUUUGUUGAUUGUUCUAUCUUUCUAUUCCAUUCAAAGGUUACCGCCAGUUAUAGAUCAGAAAACUAAGUCCACACUCAGUCAAAAGGGGUUUCGUCAUGUGGGCAAUCCUAAAAUCACCAUAUUCUCAGCUCCUAGUCCUUUUAUGGGAUCUGUUGCUGCUAAGCAGAGCCUAGCUAUUCGUUCAUGGCUUGCUUUAUCAUCACAGAUUACAGUUGUUCUGUUUAGUCAACACUCUUCUGUUUUUUCUUUUGCAGAAGCUUUUGGUUCCCGGGUUUUGGUUGAACCCAACAUUGAUUUUACAUUCCUUGGAACACCAUUCUUUCAUUCCAUGAUGUCAAGAGCAUAUUCAUUCAGGUCGGACAUUUCAGUUGUGGUCCAUUCUGAAGCUCUUCUCUUUCCUGACUUCAUUUCUACUCUGAAUGAUGCUUAUGAGCUUGAAAAUGAUUGGCUACUAGUUGCAUUGUUGAGAAAUGUAUCCCAUUUCCCGUUCUACUUAGACGAGGAUGGAAAGCACUGGAGAAGAGAGAAUGGAAAAAUGAUAAGAAGCCAGGAGGAGUUCAUACUCGGUCAAAAUUGGCAGCAGAUUCCCUGCGAAGAGAGAAAGCUUAUGGCAUGGAAUAGUGGAGAUCUUCCAUUACAUUCAGGAGUUCUUCCUCCUUUCCUAUAUGGGAGAGGAGUUCAUGAUAAUUGGGUGAUUAAUGAGGCCUCAUCAUCAGCCUUCAGGUUUGUGUUUGAUGCUAGCUUGACCAUCUCUAGCUUUUAUCUAAAUGAUCGAGAAGAUAAGUCUUAUGGGGCUAUUGGAGAUUCCAAUGCUCUUACUUAUGAAAACAGAAGCUGGGAAUAUGUUGGCAAUUCUAAAUUGGGGAUGUUAUAUGGAUCACUGUUUUACCAAAAUGCCAAGUAUUCUGAACUGGUGAAGCUUCUGAAAUGUGAUGGGCAACAUUUUUUUUUCGACACAAGAAAGAACACUUUUCAUCCAUUUCGACAUCAGAGUGCACCGAUCUUAGGAAAAGGAAGGAGUUUUCGAUCCUGGAGGAGGAAGAAGAAAAAAAGUGAUUGUCUUGAUUCCCUGAAACCUCUAAAGAAAAUGUUAAAUUGCUCUUUGAUGAAUCCAAUGAGGCUUCCUGAAUCAAUGGACUUUCAAUUCUCCUUAGAGUCACUUCUUCCAAUGAUGGCAGACAGGAAUAAGACAAUUGUGCUUGCAGUUGCCGGGUAUAGUUAUAAGGACAUGCUCAUGAGCUGGGUUUGCAGAUUACGCCACUUGCAGAUGCCAAAUUUCAUUGUUUCUGCUCUUGAUGAAGAAACAUAUCUGUUCUCUAUCUUGCAAGGCCUGCCUGUCUUUAGGGAUGUGUUAGCUCCAAAUGAGAUAAGCUUCAACAAUUGCCAUUUCGGAACAAAAUGCUUUCAGAGUGUGACUAAGGUGAAGUCUAGAAUGGUUCUUAAGAUACUUAAAUUGGGUUACAAUGUUAUUCUUAGUGAUGUUGACGUAUACUGGUUUAAGAAUCCAUUGCCAUUUCUUUAUUCUUAUGGUCCUGCUGUUCUGAUGGCUCAGUCUGAUGAAUACAAAGAAACAGGACCGAUUAACUUACCAAGGCGAUUGAACUCUGGAUUUUACUUUGCUUUCUCUGAUGGUUCAACGAUUGCAGCCAUGGAAAAGGUAGUGAAGCAUGCUGCAAAUUCAGGCUUGUCAGAGCAGCCAAGCUUUUAUGAUACACUAUGUGGAGAAAAUGGAUCCACUCGCCUGGGAGAUAACAAAUGCUUGGAACCUGAAUCAAAUCUGACUGUCUAUUUCUUGGACAGAAACCUUUUUCCGAAUGGUGCAUACCAAGGCCUUUGGAAGAUGAAAAAUGUGACAGCAGCCUGUGCUAAAAUGGGAUGCUUUGUUCUCCAUAAUAAUUGGAUCAGUGGAAGGCAGAAGAAGCUAGAACGCCAGGUGUUUUCAGGCCUAUGGGAGUAUGAUAUGGGCACAAGGAUGUGCCGAAAAAGCUGGCAUUAGUCUAAAAUGUUGAUCUUUGAGUUGGUGCUUCUAUAUCUUCUAGUGACUGACUUUGGUUUUCACUUUUCGCUUUCCAAAAGAUAGAGACCAUUUUUUGUCUCAUGAAGAACUUCGGUUUCUCCACCCUUAUUGUUCAAAACAAGUAAACAAAGUUUAAACAGCCGGCCAUAUAUAAACAAAAACAGUGGAGAAGGUUGAUUAGCUUUGACAUUCACCUCUUAACUAAUAGAGAAAACUACCAAUAUUAGGUGAGUUUACUGCUAUGAAACAAUUGGUUCAGACAAACUGUUAUUUGCAGCUAUGCUGAUCAAGCUUGCUAAGUUAUUUGGGCUUUACUGGAAAUCCAACAGAAAAAAGGAAACCAGAAAACUGCCUCUUCUCAUUAAAGAUUGUGAAGAAAAGAAAGAAGAGGAAAAUUCAAUGCCAGUCCCCCUGAGCUUUAAGGAUAUAUUUGUGAGGAUAGUUCAUCCAGGUGGGCGAGAGGAGUGGUACCCGUCUGCACUUACAGCAUUUCAAUUGUUGGAAAAGUAUCCUGGAAAGUGUGUUGCCCGGCCUGAAGUUUUCAAGAAUCCACAUGAAUCCCUUUUAUGGCCACAAGAAAAGCUCUUGCCGGGUCAGAAAUAUCUCAUAAUCCCAACUUCAACUGUACAGAAACUUAUGCGAAAACAUCCAGAGAAAUUGAAAGGAAGAGGUGAUGAUGAGGAGAUGCGGGAUGUCAAAAUAACCGAUUCAGGUAAAACUAAUUUUGAUGAAUCUGCUUCCUCUGCAAAAGAAUUAUAUGCUUCCAAAGAAAAGUUGUCUAGAAAUUUAUUAGUAAAAGGCAUAAGAAAAAGGAAGCCUUUUGUACCUCCACUUCCAAAGUCAAGAGCAUACAGAGGACCCAUGUGGGAACCAAGCUUAACUUCUGUACAAGAGCUUUCUCCAUGAUUUUGGUUCUAUCUGGUAAGUACUAAGUAGUUUGAUUGCUUUGUCACACUGCAAUAAAAUGAUAAUGGACUGUUUCCACUAUGCAGUGCUAAUAGUUUCAACUACCUGCUGUCAAAUUUAUCCUAUAUUAUGUCUACAAUUUUUCUUUCUUUUCUGUUUUGUUUUGUUUUGUUUCGCGAGUUCACAGACUUUUCUCAGUAGACAGCAUGUUUUGUACAAGAGGGUAUAGAGAAUCAUUGGGUUGCAGUAACCAUGUGUUCUUAUUUCUUUUCUCACUGAAUAAUGAUUAAUCAGAAACUGUUGUACUUCAUUUGAAAAUAUGUAGCUUCCAUUCUAAUCUGGCCAAGAAUUCAGUAAAAAACAUAAAUUAUUCAUGUCUCUUUAGGUUUCAACAAGAAAAUUUUAGAAGCCAUCGUACAGAUAUCCCAACAAAGAAUGUGGGAACAACCUGAUAAGGAUUAACAAAAAGUAUAUUCCACCCUUUUAAUCUUCUAUUAUAUAAAUUUGGUAUAUAUUAGUUGUAAGAAUAUUAUUGUACCACACAAAGACAAUAUUAUAUUAGGAACUUCUGCUGUUUUGUUCUUUACCACGUAUCUAGUUAAGCAGAUUUCACAACAAAACAACGAGUCCAGUCCUUGCAUGCAUGCAUACAUAUCUUCCAGAAAAUCUCAAACACACUUUCCAUAAUUAUAAAUUUCAUUAGGUACUAGAAAUGAUAAGAGGAAAGGAUGACUGAAAAAGCUAGACAGGAAUUAAGUUAAAAAUUACUUUGGUUCCUGAUAACAUAGAUUUCCAACAGAGGAAAUCAUACUUACCAAAUGAAAAGGAGAAAAAAAAAAGAAUUGGUUGGAAAAAAAGGUGGAUAUUUUUCAAUUAUCCACGUUGCAUAUGAUGUCCAUCACUCCAAUGUUCAAACUUGUAUAAACUCAUAAAACAGAAGGUAAAAUCUUGGUCAAGAUCCAUGUGUAGAUUACAGAAAACAAUGCACCGGCUGGGAUAGUUAUUGCCCAAGAAAGGACAAUCUCUUUCACAGUUUCUGAUCUCACAUUGUUAAGUCCUCUGGCAAACCCAACUCCCAUGACUGCACCCACCAAAGUAUGUGUGGCUGAGAUUGGUAGCCCCAGUUUUGAGGCGAAUAGAACCACCGAGGCUGCAGCAAACUCAGCUGCGAACCCUCUAGUUGGUGUUAGCUCUGUAAUCUUCUUUCCAAUAGUUGCUAUAACUCUGUAACCCCAC